GCUUUUCCCCUGCAACAUAAUCACCUCUUUAACAACAUUACCAAUAGUUAGUCUGGCGUUAGUGGGGUUCCCCACGUCUACAUCAGUCUCUCCUUCAUCAAAUUGUAGCCAUAUACCCCUUGGUCUGAGUGAUGAAAGCACUUGUCUUUUAAGUUUGUAGAUCAGUGGAAAUGAAUGGGAGAGCGAGAGAGAGAGAGAGAGAGAGUAGAGAACAGACGCACAAUGAGAUUCCUAUCGAAAGUAAAAGUGAAUGGAUGCCCUGGGCACGACGCGAACACACACAGACGCACAACAAACGACCACAAAGUGCACGGAGCAUUCAAGGACAGCUAUAGCUUAAUGCAUUUGGACACGGAUCAUAUAGUGGAAGCCGUUGCCUUUUAACCCGAGGGAUGGAGACUCUCGAUUCCCGCCAGACAGGUGCCAGGAUGCAGGAUGUGGACAUUAUGGAUCUGCCCAUCUCCCCUACACUUGAGGUUGAAGACUUUCUGCCAGAAUUAGACCUGGAAGUCGAGGAUUUUCUCGGGGAAUUCGGGGAUUUUCAUUUUGACUUCAAUUAUGCGUUGUUUGACCUGGACUUAAAUGUGGACAUCCAGACUGGUGAGGUUGCCAUACCGACAGCUGUGACCGAGCCAGGUGGCCAGAAACAGAACUGCAAGAUAAGGAGAGAACCUGGUGACGGACAGAGGAAGAGGAGAGCGACAGAACCUGGUGACGGACAGAGGAAGAGGAGAGCGACAGAACCUGGUGACGGACAGAGGAAGAGGAGAAGGAAGAGGAGAGCGACAGAACCUGGUGACGGACAGAGGAAGAGGAGAGCGACAGAACCUGGUGACGGACAGAGGAAGAGGAGAGAGACAGAACCUGUUGACGGACAGAGGAAGAGGAGAGCGACAGAACCUGGUGACGGACAGAGGAAGAGGAGAGCGACAGAACCUGGUGACGGACAGAGGAAGAGGAGAGAGACAGAACCUGUUGACGGACAGAGGAAGAGGAGAGCGACAGAACCUGGUGACGGACAGAGGAAGAGGAGAGCGACAGAACCUGGUGAUGGACAGAGGAAGAGGAGAGCGACAGAACCUGUUGACGGACUGAUGAAGAGAGUGACUCAGACAGACUCUCCCAUCAGAGGUGGUGCUGGCUCUCCUCCCCUCUCGGCCGUGACUCUCUCUCCUCCUCCUCCUCCUCUUCCUCCUCCCAGACUUCUCCAGAUCGCUCCCUCUCUGCUUUACAUUCCUGGGUUUGGGACUGCUACUUUCGUCUCUUCAUGUAGCAAUGGCUCAGAGCUGCAGCUGGUUCAAGCUCGUGUUUUCAGCUUCUCAAGACCGCCCACCUACAUACUGAGUGUAGUACCUUCUCCCUCUCUGUCUCCUCGACCCGUCGACGUCCUUCCUCUCUCUCCAGUUGACGGUGCGGUAGCUCCAGAUAGCAUGUGUUCGUAUCCUCCUGGAUCUUUGUCUGACUGUGCCAGCCAAGCCCUGUCUGCCUCCCCCCUCUCCCCCAGGACAGAGGAGUACAUACACCAAGCCAAGGCUCACCUGAGGGGAAUGUGCCAGGACAUGGAGGCGGGCCUUAGCCUGGCGUCCCACUAUGUUGACGUGCGAUUGGUCCAGAGGCAGAUCCAGAUUGGCUCAGGGAAGAACGGCAGCAAGUGUCUGGAGAAGGAUCUGGUCGCCAUCGGAGACGGGGAGAGGAGGCGGGACUCGUUGGCCAGGAGUCAG
Molecule: messenger RNA, 1721 nt
Organism: Salmo salar (Atlantic salmon)
Lineage: Eukaryota; Metazoa; Chordata; Actinopteri; Salmoniformes; Salmonidae
Source: RefSeq, a predicted model, not a curated record